Messenger RNA from Danio rerio (zebrafish), 3666 nucleotides. Lineage: Eukaryota; Metazoa; Chordata; Actinopteri; Cypriniformes; Danionidae. The record is from RefSeq and is a predicted model, not a curated record.
GGCAAGACAGCUGUUUCAUCUAAACAUCCAGAAGACAUCAAAGACUGGAAUAAAUACCAUGUGAGAGCUUGGAUGCUUGAGAUAAAUGUGGACAGAGAAGAUGCAGACCUUUUGUAUAAUGAGAGAAUAAAUGGGGCUACUCUUCUCCUCUUGGAGGCGACUGAUUUCAGGCAACUAAGCCUGUCAAUGAAUGCAAUAAAACUGAUUGUUCACAACGUAGAUCUUCUGAAACAAAAGACUCAACAGCAGAAUGACAUGGCGAGUUUGUCUUGUAGCAUGAAGCCUUACCCAUUUAACAGAUUUAAUACAGCUCACAGGUACAGAGAAAACACCACGCUAGAUGUUACCGAAACUGGUCCUAUAGAUCUCAUUCAGCCCUGUCAUGAAUUCAAAGGCUUCACCAACACAACAGAAGAGGACAGAAUGAAGAAAUACACUUAUGAGGUGAUUCGAUUUGCAGCAGCUUGUAUGAACAGUCGCACUAAUGGCACCAUUCACUUUGGAGUAGCAGACAAACCACACGGACAAAUUCUUGGUGUUAACAUCCCAAAAACAGAUGAUUUUGAUGUACAACAGUCACAUGCAAUUGAAAGACAUUUUAAAUGGGAAAAGAAUGUUCAGAUAGCAAAGAUGUGCAUUAAACCUCCUCGAUUUGUUGAAGUUCUUAAAGUUGAUAUGAUGUCCUCUGGAAAAUAUGUUAUUGAAGUGGAUAUAGAGCCGUCAUCUAAUGUCUGUCAAGACCUACAUUUCAACACAUAUGAUUUAGAAAAAAAUAACAAGAACCUCAAAAAUAAGGACAAGAUGUCUGAGCCGAAGAAGAACAAUGAAAGCAAGUCUUUCUUCAUAAGAGAUGGCAGCAGCAGUAAGAAUAUCAUUACAUCUGAUUCCUUAAAGGAGGUUGAGAACUAUCUUGCUAACAUGGCACAUUUAUCCCAGCUAAGGAAGGAAGCUGAAGAAAAGCAUCUUUCCGUUGUCAAAACCAGUGUCCAAGGCUCUAAACUCUGUGAGAUGAUAACAGGAGGGACACAAUCUUUGGACAGGUCACACUUUAAAUCGUACAUUGUGGUGGCCAACAAGUCUCAUCCAGUUCAGCUGGAAAACCUGCGCUUCCUUCUUCACAUGGAUCUAGUGGCUGUUUUGGAUUUUGAUCCAGAAUCUGCUGAACAUGGCUUAAAUAAGCUGUUUGAAGAGAGAAAAACCAACGUUCACUCACCGACUCAAUAUAAAAUAACAGGUGCAGUUGAGGACAUAGCAGACAAGCUAAAACUUACCAAGAAUACAAGUUGGGUUUUCUGUAAUGGAGGAAUUAAUAAUGAAAGCCCAUCUGAUGCUGAUAAGUGGUUAAUUGAGAAGGGAUCCUCAGUGCAUGAUGUCAUUUCUUUCCUGUGUAGAAGGGACGUGCUGCCUCACAAGAAAUUUCUUACCGUAUUCCUGCUGUUAAAUCAGGUGAAUGAUCGGAAAGACCCUUUACUUGAGACCUUGAAAUUCUUUUUACAGGAGCUCAAGGGAGAGAACCAAAUCUUAUGCAUCACUGACAAUAAAACAUCAUACACCUACUGGAAAGAUCUCAUUGAUGUAGCUGACAUCUCUAAGAGAUGUAUUUAUGAGCUGAGCUUUGCUGAAGUCAAUGGCACCGUGCUCAGCCUGUGGUCAGAAAACCGCAAAUCCAGCCGAUUUCUGCCUUGUGGUGGGGGCAGUAAUGUUGUGCUCUCUAAGAAAAUAGAGGAAUCCUUAGAAAUGCUGAGUAUUCUUUGUGUGAACCAGUGUGAAGGAGGUAAUGAGGACAAACAACAUCACGAAAAGAUCUUUUAUAAGGGAGGGAAAGUGUCUUGGUGGAACUUCUACUUCUCAGAACAGCCCGGCUCGAUGCCGUUCAUCAAACGAGACAAGUUUGACUACAUUGUCAACACUAUUAUUCCAGACAUAUGCAGCCAAAAAACAGUGUGUGAGUUUUUCAACAUCUUCCAUCUUCCAGGCUGUGGUGGGACUACACUGGCCAUGCAUGUUCUGUGGACACUCAAGAAACAAUUUCGUUGUGCAGUGCUGAAGGACUCAACAGGUGAUUACACUGCGGCAGCAGAACAGGUAGUGCAGCUACUAACAUAUGAGACAAAUGAGCAACCCAAACGACUUCCAGUUUUGCUCUUGAUCGAUGAUUUCCAGGAUAUUUCUGAUGUCAAAAAACUCAAACUUCAAAUUGAGGAGGAAUGUCAAAAGCAAAAUAUUUCUUCAAAGUCUCCACAAGUGAUAAUUGUCAACUGCAUGAGAGUCGAAACCCAUGAACUGACAGAUCGAACUGAUAAUUCAGUAUUCAUUGGAAACACACUAUCUAAAAAGGAACAGGAACUGUUUGAGGAAAAGCUGAAGGAGUUUAGGAAAACCAAAAUGAACACAAAAACAUUUUAUGGGUUCAUGAUUCUGAUGACCAACUUCUCCUCUGAGUAUAUUCAGAGUGUUGUGAAAAAAACCCUCAAGGACUUUAACUUUGAACACAAGCAUGCUCAGCUUUUCGCUGUUCUUGUCCUCUUGCAUGUCUACAGCAGUAAUGCAGUGCUGUCAGUCUCUACAUGUGAAGAGUUCCUUGGUCUGCAACCAAAAGUAGCAAUUAGAUUAUACAAAGUCGAAGAUGAAUUUGAGAGGUUUUCCAAUCUUUUGACGAGAUGCAAAGUUAAUUCCAAAGUUAACUUUGAGGGUGUGCGAGUGAUUCACUCAUGUAUAGCUAAACAAUGCUUGCAGGAGCUUUCAGCUUCUCAUGGAGUGACGAAGGCAGAAAUCACUAACAUUCUGCUUACAACAGAGUUAUUUUACGAGUACACUCUGGGAAAACAAAAAUUAAGGCAGGAUGUUCACAACAUGCUGGUGAAAAGGCAGUAUUCAGCUGAGGUUGAAGGCUCUCUGUUUUCUCCUCUUAUCCAGGAUAUAAUGAAAGAAACCCCAGGAACUCAACAAAUUAUUCUACACAAUGCAGAAAAGUGUCUCAAGAAAGAUGCAUACAUAUCACAGCUGCUUGCCAGGUAUUAUUACAUUAAGAAACAGGACUUUCUUCAAGCCAUGUACUGGGCAAAGAAGGCCAAAAGCCAAUUAACAGAGAACUCCUACAUAUGCGAUACAGAGUUUCAGGUACGCAUGCAUGAGCUCAAACAUGCUGUUUACAAAGACAAAGAUAAUCCCAUCAAGCCAGAAAAUCUUGACGAGUAUCUUACAUUGGCUCAGAAGGCAUCCGAAGCUUGCAAAGAAACCCAAAAAACUGCAGACAAAGAGGCCAAGCAUCAAUUAGAUAAAAGAAGGGUUAACAGGGGUUAUAAAAAUUACCAAACUUACAACACUGCUGGCCAUCUCAGUCACCUUCAAACUGCAGUUACAGUCACAGAAAUGCUGCAAAAGACACCUCUGUAUGCUGUAAAAGACACUCGCAACAACUGCCUUAGUCAAGUCCUCAUGGGCAAAAUUACCAUUGAAGAUUUGCCCAGCAAGAAUCCCAGACUUAAGCCAUACAUCCCGCCUUUGCCCAGUCGCAUUCCCUUUGCCGUGCACUUAGCUUUCAAAAAAAAUGUAACUACCCGUCGCAAUGAUGCACAGCGCAAGAUCUGUGAUUGGACACUUGGUGGCUUUGAUAAGUGUGGGUGUGGCCGAGAAGUUUGGGAGAAGAGCAACCUGUUGGAGUGA